This is a messenger RNA of Acanthochromis polyacanthus (spiny chromis), 1065 nucleotides long. It is a transcript of the gene commd4, whose product is annotated as COMM domain containing 4. Bases 83 to 682 code for a protein of 199 amino acids. The transcript is spliced from 8 exons. The record is from RefSeq and is a predicted model, not a curated record. Lineage: Eukaryota; Metazoa; Chordata; Actinopteri; Pomacentridae.
UUCAAGUCAUCCAAGCCGUUCAUCCAAUCAGAUUCGAGGAAGGAGAGACGACUCUUCCGGUUCCCGUCUCUCGCUGACAACCAUGCGGUUCCGUUUCUGUGGGGAUUUGGACUGCCCUGAUUGGGUACUUGCCGAAAUCAGCACAUUAGCUAAACUUUCAAGUGUCAAGAUGAAACUCCUUUGUGCUCAAGUGCUGAAGGAUUUACUCGAUGAGGGCAUUGAUUAUGACAAAGUUACAAAGCUUACCGCCGAUGCAAAGUUUGAGAGCGGAGACAUCAAAGCUAGCGUGGCGGUGCUCAGCUUCAUUUUCUCCAGUGCAGCAAAGCAUGAUGUUGACAGUGAGUCAUUGUCCAGUGAGCUGCAGCAGCUCGGUCUGCCUAAAGAACACACAACGGGUCUGUGCAAAUCAUAUGAAGACAAGCACUCUGCACUGCAAGACAAACUAAGAGAAACGAGCCUACGAUUGGGUCGACUGGAAUCUGUUUCCUGGCGUGUCGACUAUACCCUGAGCUCGAGUGAACUGAUGGAGGUGAACGAACCAAUAAUUCAGCUGAAACUGGAAGCACAAGGAGCAGAGUCAGGCUCUAGAGAGACGACUGUCGUCUCCGUCUCUGCUGACAAGUUCAGAGUCCUGCUUGCUGAGCUCAAACAAGCCCAGGCUAUGAUGAAUGCACUACAAUGAAGACUGGGAGAUGAAGUCAGGAUUUGAUGUCUGAUCAGGAACUGGACACACGUGAUGCUGAUAAACUACCAAAAGUGCCAAACUUGCAUCUUGUACAUUGUUUGAAUUUAGUAAUUUCAAGGCAAAGUGAGAAGCUCAUUCCUCAUUAUUUAGAUUUUUAAAAUACUUGUAUUUUUCCACCGCAUUACUAAUAAUUGAUGGAAAUGUUUCCUGACUGUGAUUUCUCACUGAUGAAAGAAUGCUGAAUGGACCAUUUUUGUAAAAUAGUGUAAUUAUGUUACAGAAUUUUUUCAUUAAAUUAACUAACACAUUUUGAUUUGUAUUGUAUGGGUAAUGUCUGUGUUACUUUAAUAAAGUCACAAAGAAAUAAAAUGUAAACCCUA